AUGAAAAUGAUGAAUGGUAAAUAUAAACCAGUCGAUGUAGAUAACAGUUGGAUUGUUCCUUACUCUCCACUUGAUUCAUGUAGUUCAGUCGUUGCAAUAAAAUACAUAUUGAAAUACAUUCACAAAGGGAGUGAUCGAGCAAUGUUUACAAUCGAAAAUAAAAAAGAUGAAAUUGAAGACUAUCAAUCUGGAAGAUACAUAAAUAGUAAUGAAGCAAUAUGGCGAAUUUUAGGUUUCCCGAUUCAUGAUCGAUAUCCAUCUAUAAUAGAUAAAUUCAUCUUAGCGUACACCUUGAAAAUGGACAAUGUGUUUACUUCUCAGAUGAAAAUAUAG
Molecule: messenger RNA, 333 nt
Organism: Macrosiphum euphorbiae (potato aphid)
Lineage: Eukaryota; Metazoa; Arthropoda; Insecta; Hemiptera; Aphididae
Source: the annotation of a GenBank genome assembly